This is a messenger RNA of Botrytis sinoallii, 183 nucleotides long. RefSeq lists its product as uncharacterized. The record is from RefSeq and is a predicted model, not a curated record. The transcript has a single exon. NCBI's taxonomy places the organism in Eukaryota, Fungi, Ascomycota, Leotiomycetes, Helotiales, Sclerotiniaceae. Bases 1 to 183 code for a protein of 60 amino acids.
AUGACUAUCCAUAGUCCUGUCACCAUCCACUGUGUUUGUAUAGAUUAUGACGGCAAACGCAUUGGUCCGGUUUCGAAGCGUUUCACAAUACAACAGUAUGAAGGAGAAUAUAAUGUCACCUCACUGCCAGUGUAUCCACUCCGUUUCCGAAAGGAGAUGAAUCGUGAAGGGCUGAUUCGCUAG